Messenger RNA from Nezara viridula (southern green stink bug), 222 nucleotides. The record is from the annotation of a GenBank genome assembly. Lineage: Eukaryota; Metazoa; Arthropoda; Insecta; Hemiptera; Pentatomidae.
AUGCUGCUCCAGAACGGCAAGAUGAGCGACUUCUCCGUCUCUAGCUUGUGCAGGACCUCGCCCGAACCGCAGGACUCCAGCCCGACUUCCAGGGACGCCGUUGUGACUAACUGGAGGCUGGAUCCUGUACCGCCCGUACCGACUUCGGUCGUCCUACCUCCCGUCUUAUCUGCCGUGUCUCCAGGUGAGUCCAGUGUUAUCUAUCUAGCUAGAGAUAAGUGA